UUGGUUUCUCAUCGUCGGCCAGCCGCCAGCGCCCAGCCGUCGCGCGCGGCGUCAGCGAUUCCAUUAUGUAUACGGUGCGUGUCUGCUUAUGACCAAAACCAAAUCAGAACCAUGACCAGAACCACGAUUAGAACCUCCGUGAGAGAACCUGUAUAAUAGGCGGUAUCUAGGCGGUAUCAAUCACAAUUCUGCACAAUUCGAUCAAUGCGAUACCAAAGACGAGUCGAACAAUCGAAGAAUCGAAAGUCAGUCGUCAUCGGUCAAUUUCCAAGUUUUUAACACGUGCAACUGUUGAAUAUGUCAACAGCUGAUGGUAAACGAGUUUUAAUCACACCGUCGUCGGUACCUAAUACAAUGCCUGUGUAUUUAAAAACCGAUGAUUACGCUCAUGGAACUGUAGAGACAGCAGGAGUGCCAGGAACAGGUAGAAUUCGAAGUAAUGGUGCGUGUCCAGCUGAAUUGGUAUUAAAAAUUCGUAUUGCUGAUGGCAUCGAUCCUGAUUUCAUUGAGGUUGAAUUACCACAAACUGAUUUAACAUAUCAGACGUUGAUUCACGUAUGUUGCCAGGAACUUAACGUCGAUCCUAGUCAUAUUGUUAAAUUGAGAAAACUGCCCAACACCAGACUGAGGAAAGACGAUGAUGUUCGAAGACUUGGAAAUUUCCAAGAAAUAGAGGUGGUCACCAAUCCCACCAACGUCUAUAAAUAUACGCAAAGUACAAACGGUAGCACAAACAGCAUUCCAGCAACACCGGUGAACGGAUAUCAAAGUAUAUCCAAAAAGGAUCAGACUAUUUUGUAUUAAUUUAAUUUUCCUUCUUUUUUUUCCAUCUUCUCGUCUGUUCUUAUUCAUCAUGAUCGUGACGAACAUUCGAUACAAAUGCAGUACCAUAGUGCUGCCAGUGAACGUAUAAUAGAGUAUAAGACGAUGAUGCAAUAAUUACAAAUGUUAAAUGGUUAGGGUAAUGUGGUUAGUAAUAAGUAGAACAAUGAUUUUUCGACGUUGUUUACUAGAGUCACAGAAAGAAAAUAAUAGAAAGCUUAAUUAUU
Molecule: messenger RNA, 1049 nt
Organism: Ceratina calcarata
Lineage: Eukaryota; Metazoa; Arthropoda; Insecta; Hymenoptera; Apidae
Product: ankyrin repeat domain-containing protein 40
Exons: 2
Coding region: 298-804 (168 amino acids)
Source: RefSeq, a predicted model, not a curated record